GUAUAUAAAUAACAAAAAUGGAACGUAAUAUUAAGGAACGUCGUUCAUUAAGACGUUUUAUGCCAGUAAUUUUAUUAUCAACUCGAAAAAUAUCACAACACCAAUAUAAUAAUGUAAAAAUUUUAAAUGAAACAACAAAAACAACAGCAACAAAUUCAAUAAAAUCAUCCUUAAAUAGCAAUUUUAGGCGUUCACGAUCUGUACGUGCUUCCUUACGUUUACUAAAAGAGAAAAUUAAUAUCAGCAACAUGAACAACAAUAACAACAACAAUAACAAUAUAAAUAACUAUAACAAUAAUAACAAUGAUAAUGAAUUCAAUUAUUCAACAUUUGUUAUAGAAGAUCCUUAUAAUAAAAAUGGAAAAAAUCAAUUCGAAAAGGAUAUUAUGUUUAAUAUGGAAAAAACUUUAUAUAAAAAUCAACAACAAUUAGAACUAUUGAAAAGGAAAGAAAAUCAAAAAAAUAAUCAAUUAUUGAAAUUGAGUCAAAGCUGUGAAAAAUUGCCAUUAAAUAAAACUAAUAGCAAUUCUAAACAUUUCUACAAUACAAUUUGGGAUCGUUUGAAAAAAACACCAACAAAAAGCCAUCAUUCGUUAUCAAUAUCCUCCAUAGAAAGUACAUAUAACAUAAAAAAUAAAUUAGAAAGCUCAAAUCUAUUUGAAACCAAUUCAAUAUCAACUGAUUCAAUAAUAAUUAUACCAUCGAUGACACCACAAUCACCAUUAUCAUCUCCAUUAUUAGAUUCACCAGCACAAUUAAAUUGUUCUAAAACAGAAGCUAUUAAAAUUAAUAAUAAUAGAUUAAAAAUGUCCUUAAAUAAAUGUAGUGACAAUAAAUUAUUGAAAAUACCAUUAUUAAAUAAUGUGAAUUUCUUAGAUGAUGACGAUAAUAAUCAUGAUGCAAAUGAAAGUUUUCAUAAUAUUUCUGAAAAUGAAAUUAAUGCUCAAGUUAUCGAAAUAUUAGAACCAAAAGAUUUUAAUGAUUCAAUUAGUUCCCAAGAACAAUAUGUUACCGUUAAUGAUGAAAUUUCUUCAUUAAAUCAUGAAAUUAAUACAAGUAAAGAAUAUUUAAAUGAUAUUAAUAAAAACGGUUGUGACAGUGAAUGGAAUUCAUUAAAUAUUUGUAAUCAAAAUUUGGGAAUUCAAAAUAUGAAAACAGCUACCAUAAGGAAAAAUUCAGUAUGGGCAAAUGGUAACAAAGAAAAAAUUGCUUUACCUGAUCUCAUAACACGUUCUUCAUUACAACCGAACAAUGAUAUAUUACAAAGAACAUCUGAUGCAAAUAAUUUAAAUGAAACACCUACAUUAAAAUCAAAAAAAUCUUCAAUAAAAUCACAUGGUGUUGGUAUUUUUGUUUCAAAAGAAUUUCAAAAAAAUUUCAAACUUAAAUCUCCUUUAUUUAAACAUCGUAAAAAUUCUUCAACACAAAAUCCUGAUUCAACAAAUUUGUAUUUUAACCCAGAUACAAUAAAUAUGGAAUUUUUAAUACCACAACCACCCACAACAUCAAAACAAAAAAAUAAUACAAAUUCAGGAUCUGAACAAUCAAAACAAUCUAAUACGUUAAAACAAAAUUCACACCAUGGUAAUGGUAAAAUAUUUUUCAAUACAAAUGGUUUUCAACAUUUAUUGUCAUCAUCAAAUCAUAAUAAUAAUAAUAAUAAUAACAAUAAUAAUAAUCAUGCACGUAAUGAUAAUAAAAACAUAAAAGAAAAUCAUGUAAAUAAUCAACAGCAACAACAACAACAAAUCCAUAAAAAGAAAGGAUAUUUAGAAGCAGAAGAAGAACAUGAACAUCAACAUCAAUUGACGCAUUUACGUCACGAUACAAUCAAUAAUGAUUCUAAAGGAUUAACAAUAUUACAAAAUUUUGAAUAUGAGAAAGCACUUAGAAAACAAAAUUUACAAUUGUUACAACAGAAAUUGCAACUAAACAACAAUAAUUUACAAAGUGGUGGUUGUAUUGGUAAUGGAAAAUUGACAAAAAAACAGUUGAAAUUAGCACAAGCCCAAUUAGAUAAAUUAACCCAAAUUAACAUUCAUCUUCAUGCACUUUUUUCUGCCGUAGAACAUGGUCAUCUUGAAAAAGCGAAAACUAUUCUGGAAUCUACAGAUGUCGAUGUUAAUAGCAUUAAUAGCGAUGGACUCUCACCAUUAGAUGUUGCUGUACUUGUCAAUAAUCGGUCAAUGACCAAAAUGCUACUUCAACAUGGUGCUACUGAAAUUAGUCAAUUUAAAGUUCAAGAAACACUUGGAAACCAUUUGAAUGGAUUACUUCGUGAUGCAGAAAAUCGUAUUCAAGAUUUAAGUGGUGCAGAGGAAUUACCUCAACCGCCCUAUAGUACAAGAGCUUCAUUUUCUAGUAUAAUUGGCAAUAGUGGAAAUUCUGUAACAGGAUGUACUGGCACUGAAGCUGAUAAACAAAUUGGCCUCUGGGAGAGACGUAUUAAAGGACUUAGACGCAUGCUUUUAGGAUGGGAUCAAGCAAGACCACCAGAUUACCCAAGUGCUAUAACAGUAGAUGUAACGGGCUCUAACUCUGUAUCAAUUUGUAUUUUAGAACCAAUGGAAGGCUCAAUUUGUACCAAAUUUAAAGUACAAUGGUCAACACGUGCUGAUUUUAGUAAUAUUGUUGGUGAACGUGUAAUAUACGAAUGGACUAGUUAUCAAGGUGUUAUGGGUGCGACAAGUCGUAUAUCAGAGUUAACACAGGGAAGACGAUAUUUUUUUCGCGGUGCUUGUGGAAAUGUUAAAGGCUGGGGUUUAUACAAAAACUCAUUACCAUAUAGUGUGAUACCAUCAAGUUGGAGAGAUGUUGAUAACAGAGAAAACCGUUUUGCUGGCAGACAACGAAUUUUAGAUGAUUUAUUUACGGCUGUGCGUUUAGCCCGCCCUGGCGAUGCUUCAGAGCUAUCAUUAGAAAAAAAUAGUGCAAUUCAACGACGCAAUCCAAAAAAAAAAACUACAAUAAAACAACUUUUUUCUGCUGCAUCCAAAUUUCAAAAGAAUUUAAGACGUGGAAUUUAUUUAGGAUGUAUUUUAUACUAUGAAGAUAAAAUUUUAGUAACAAAUGAAGAUUUUCUUCCAGUAAUAGAAAUUGAUGAAACUUAUCCAAGCUCUUUACAUCACGAUUAUCAUUGGUUUAUGAAGGUCGCAUGCACAUGGGACGAUGUAAAGUCAUUGCGUACCGAUAUGGAAAGAUAUUCAACGUCAGCAGUCCAUUUUCGUACGAAAUUACUUUCUUCAGCAUGUCAAAUGCAAUCAGCACUUUGUAUAUCUGAUUUAGGUCAACUUUAUCAUAAACCUUUAAGAGAUUCCCAUGGGACAGUUGUAAUAUCUUGUGUAAAUUCAGUAAAAAGCCCAAAAAGUAUUUCAGUAUUAAAUGCUAGAUGGGUACCUCUUAAUAAAAUACAAAAGAAAGUUACGGCAUUACACGAAGACAAUAACAUCAAUGAAAUAUUAAUAAGUUCAAUAGCAGAUCAAAUUAGUUACCAUCAAACAUCAACAAUACGUUUAACACGUGGUCUUUACUUAGGUUAUCUUAAAAUGCAAAGUUCUGUUGAUCAAAUACAAAUAGUUGUACCGAAGAAAACACCAAACGUUCCACCUCAUACGAAAAUUCGUGAUAAUCCACAUAUAUCGGCUGAAGAAUGGAGUAUCUUAAAAGGCGACAAAGCUAUUCGUAAUGUCGUUUUAGAAUUUCAUUCAAAACAAAAUGGUAAAACCGAAGUACAAAAAUUAUUUUUAGAAGCCUUAACAGCCGCUGUCAACCGUUUAUUUAUAUACAUGAAUAUAUCACCGGAUGAUGCAUUAAAUCAUCGUUUAUACGAUAUUGAAGUUAUUGAAUUAGGUUCUGAUGUUAGUUUUUUAGUAGUGUGCCCGCCAGUGGAAUCGUCUUGUGCUGUACCUGGUCAGAGAGAAAUAUUGUUACAACGUGGCGAUCUGCUUAGUUUACCCAUUCAAGCUUUUGAAAUGAUUCAUUUGAGAACUUAUCAAAAUAGCAUCAUUCAAAAAUAUUCUAGGCUUUCUUGCAUAUUAGAACUUGACACAGCUUUGGCAAAUCAUUCUCAUAGAGAAGCUUUUUCAAAAAUUGAAUUACAAACAGCAAAAGAACGCCUCCUAAAACUUCAAGAACUUACAAGCAGUUUAAAUGCCGUAUGGAAAGGUGUAAGAUGGUUAAUGGAUGUUAUAGGGUAUGCCCGCGAUAAGUCCUGUGUUCCUGCUACUUCUAUGAAGGAAAUUUUACAACACAAACAAUUAGACAGUUUACAAGAAAAUUUAGAUGAAGAUGACAAUAACAUACAUUUAUUGCAAUUACCAUCACGAGACGGAAAAUUAAUGAAAAGUAGUCCCGGCCGUGGAAGUUGGCCUGGACCUGCUGCAACAAAUAAUCUUGGAAACUCUAGUUGCUAUCUAGCAGCGGAACAUUCAAAGUCAGAACAAAAUUUGGGAUUGUCAAGACUAACGCCAGGCUAUUUAAGCAUAAAUUCAGGAAUGACCGAUGAAAUAGGCCCUUCGUCUAGAAAGAAUAGUGCAGACUCUCAAUCUGGCCACAGUUACUUUUCAGCCGGAGAAACUGCUUUAAGUGACCACAAUUUAUUAACACGUCUCCCACCAUCAAAGUCUGAAGAUACCUUAGUCAUGUCUAAAAGAUAUCCUAUGGGUCAACCGCAUCGGAAGCGCUCUACAACUUCAUCAAUCACUUUAAAUCCCGGAAAUAUACCUAUUACAUCUUCAUUACAUUGCUCAAAAGUUCAAGAUAUACCGAAAGCAAAUAAAGUUAUUGUCAGUAAAGGAAUAACUGAUUCUUUACAAAGUCUAUCGAGUGAUUCUGAAAGUUCCACGUACCCGCUAGUAAUGGGUGGUAGAAUAAAAGUUAAGGCAAAACUAGAAAAAUCACCACGUGAAACCGUUAGUCUUCUGAAACCCACUCUCACAACAUUACAAACUGAUAAAAAUUUACUUAGAGAACCAUUACAUAUAUCAGAACCGUCAUCACCUUGUACAGAACAAAUGCCACGUAAGUGUAAUGCGAAAUAUUCUAGUACUGAAGAUAUUGCUCCAACAAUAAUAAGUAGUUGUACUAUUUCAACAAGUUCGGCGACUUCUACCGUUACAACAUCGAAUAUACCCCCAACGAUUGCACAAUCUUCGAAUGUUGAUAUUGUAGGAUGUAGUAGUAGUAGUAGUGGUAGCACUAAUCCUAGUAACAGCGGUGCAUUAUUAACAAAUCAUUCUGGUAUUAUACAGGUAUAUGCUGCCUAUGAAACAGGAUUAGCUCAAGGGACCAGUUUAAAACUUCACGUCACUUCUAAAACAACAGCAAAAGAGGUUGUAGAUUUAGUUGUUAAACAAUUAAAUAUGGCGGUUGUACUAAAGGGCAAAGAAGGACCAAUUUAUACUGCUGACAAAUUAGAUAAUUUCUGUUUAGUUGCUGUUAUCGGAGCUCGAGAGCGUUGUUUAAGAGACGAUUUUAAACCUUUACAAUUACAAAAUCCAUGGAAAAAAGGAAAAUUAUAUGUUAGGCAAAAACAUGACCUUUUAGCAGCUAUUGAACACUCUAAUAGAGAAACUCAUUUAAUUUAGGAUAUAUGAAAUAUUUUCCAAAAUUCUUGCAAUAUAGUUUGAUCCUGUUUUUUUUCUUUUAUUUUUGUUUCGUUAGUUAUAAUAAAAAAGUGUCAAUUAAUGAAUUUCUUUACAAUGAAUUCAUUUAAGCAAGUAUAUGUAUGUGAUAUAGUCAAUCUUAUUUGUUUUUAAUUUAUUACAACAACUACGUAUGUGAAAGAAAUGGCUUAAAAUAUUGUUAAAAUAUUAAAAUUAAAUAAAAGCAUUUACGCGAAUUUUAUUUAUUAACGGAGAUCGAAAAUUUUGCAACCCAAAGCUUGCUUAAAUGAAUUCAAUUUGCUGCUCUUGUAUGAAUUAUAAAGGCUAAGUAAAUUUUUUUAGCUAUGAAUUUGGAAAUUUGCAAAUUGCAUUUAUUUUAUUCAGGAAAACACAUGUGUUAGCAACAUUAAGAUAUUUAUGAAAUUUCGAUAUAAAUUUGAAAAAUCAAUUUCUUUUAGUAUCAUGCUAAGAAAACUCUCACAUUUUUGAAAGUAAAGAAAACUCAUUUAAGAAAUUAUAUUAUUUCAAUAUCAAUUUUAAUAAUUAUUGUAAAAUUAAACUAGCGCACACACUUCCACAUUAUAAUGUGUUUCCCAUAUUCCAGGAAAUUUUACUGCAUUUCUUGUAAAAGUAAUCUGUUAUUUAAUAAUUGAAUUAUUUAUUUAGAAAAUAACGUGAGACCAUCUGCAUUUCAAGACUCUUUUGUUUUCCAGCAAUUAGGGAUGUUUAUAGUUGAAGACAAAAAUUGUGUGCUAGUUGUAGAGAAAAAUUAAAAUAAGAAAGCACGUUAAAAAUAGUAUUGUCGGAUAUCAAGAUUUCUUAAUUACUUCAUUUGCAAUAAAAGCAUACUUUCCUUUCGAAAUACAGGAUAUUGGAUUAUUUUUCUUCAUUUUUCAUUUAUUGCUUUUUGAUCAAAAUUAAAUCAAGAAUAGGUCAUCAAUUUUAUCUUACAUGUUUGCUAAAUUUUCUUAUCAACUCAAUAUAAAUUUAUCAUCCUGAGUUUUCAAAUUGAAUAAGAAUGUCGAACAGAAUUCUUUUUCUGUUAUUUCUUUUAAAAAUAAAAUUUAAGAUAACCUUUUAAUUCUUUAGAGCAUGCUAAAAAUAAUGUCGAAGAAAAGUAGGUACAUAUAUAUAUAGGCAUGUUAUGUAUGUAUAUAUAAUAUAUUAACUAUUCGCAAUUUUAAAUAUUUUCAACGUUCUUGAUGUUAUGUAUAUGUGUCGUUGUUUAAUUAAGCAUCAAAAAUGAUAUUGCAUAGAUAAAAAACUUAACAAUAAUCUUUGAAUAAUUAAUAUGUAUAUCAAAUAAAAAAUUAUUAAAAUGAAACAGCUAGUGAAACUAAUUGAAUAAAUUAAUUUUUAAGUUUAGAAAUACCUACCUUUCUAUGGGUAGUAAAUCAAAACUUAAGAUCUGUAUAACUUAUUUUAAAUUUAGAUUUCAUUUAUACCUAAACUUCUCUCGUUAGUUUACACAAAUACAUAUUACCAAUUAGCCUAAUAAAUUGAUUUUCAAAAUUUUUUGAAAUAUUUUCUUUAAAGCAAUAUGCCACAUAAUAGAACCAUUCACACGUUAAGCAAAGUUUGACGAUUAAAUUUCACAUUGAAGAUUAAAAGACUAUGUUUUCGCAUUAUUAUUAAAUUAAAAUAAUAAAAAUCAAAAAACAGUAAAAUGGACCAAGAAGUCUUAUUUAGGAACAAUAUUUAGUUUUUGAACAAUAUUUAUUUCGCUUCUAUGAUUUCUCUCUUUCUUUCAUAUUCAAUUCUUUAUUUUAAUUCUCCUAAACUUAGACAUUAAAACUGUAACUAAAAAAUUUUUACCAAAUAGAAAAAUUAUAAAUUUUGCUCUGCUAAUCAUAGCAUAAAUAGCCAUAUAAUUUCUUGUAUUUCUGUCGAAAAAAAAAACUGUAUAAAAAAAUUCGACUCAACUGUAUUCUUCUCCUUCAAUUUUGAUUAUUUAAUUAGACGUUGGUGCCUCAAAUUUCCAUUAAAUUCUCUUCUAAUAAAACAAAAUCGUUCUACUUUGCUUGAUGCAUUUACUUAAUUUAAACAUAAAACAGCUUGGAUGUUAAACAAUUUUUCUUCUAUUUUAAGUAAUUUUUUAAUAACAUAUGAUUGAAGUAACGUGUUUCCGAAGAAUUUUUACAAACCAUUUCUGUAAUUUGACAUUAUUAUAAGUAUAUUGAGUAUAUUGAGUAAUUAAUUUGUCUUAGCAUUAAACUCAAUGAAUUUCAUGUUUACAAAGAAAAAAGAUAAAGCAAUUUUAUGCUAAAUUUUAUUUUUUAUAAAAAUUUCAAUGUAUGUAUUUAAUGCAUUUGAAAAGUUUAUUAUUAUUACACAUAAUAAAUUUAAUUCAAAAUUUCUUUGUUAAUUUAUUCAUACGAUUACCUUAUUUGCACAUGUAACACUUUUCUGUUGUUACAGUUUUGCGCUCAGUUUUCCAUGCAAAAUUUGAGGAUCUCCUUAAAUGAAUGCGGAAUUCUGAAAUUAAUAAUUUCAAAAAAUGAACGUUCAUUAUCUUUUAUAUUUGAUCUUUAGUUUAAUAAAUCAAGUAUUUGUACAAAUCUAUAUGAAGGUUUUCUUUUAUCUGAUUCUUAGUUUAUGACUUUUGAAGUAAUACUCACAAUAAAUAAUACUUUGUUUGACAUAUUUUUAUAUGUAUUUCUAAAGUUUUACGGAAUCUUUCUACAUGCAAUUUGCUCAUAAAUUUACCUAUCAACUCGGAAAAAUUCUCCAUAAGAUCAGUAUUUUGUUCUCAAUUAUUUUGUAUUCUUCUUCACAUCAAGUAUCAAUAUUGUAAAAAAUUAAAUAACCAAAAUGAAUUCAAAAAUAAAAAAUAAAUUGAAAAAAUGACUUUAAUUUUCAAAUCUUAUGAAAUGUAAUUGUGAAUAUUAAUAUAUUAAAUAAAUAA
Messenger RNA from Condylostylus longicornis, 8508 nucleotides. RefSeq lists its product as uncharacterized. The record is from RefSeq and is a predicted model, not a curated record. Bases 18 to 5585 code for a protein of 1855 amino acids. Gene Ontology annotation, biological process: regulation of establishment of bipolar cell polarity; signal transduction; establishment of mitotic spindle orientation. Gene Ontology annotation, molecular function: protein binding. Lineage: Eukaryota; Metazoa; Arthropoda; Insecta; Diptera; Dolichopodidae. Gene Ontology annotation, cellular component: spindle. The transcript has 10 exons.